This is a messenger RNA of Heterocephalus glaber (naked mole-rat), 4349 nucleotides long. RefSeq names its product potassium voltage-gated channel subfamily B member 2 (gene Kcnb2). Gene Ontology annotation, molecular function: protein binding; delayed rectifier potassium channel activity. Gene Ontology annotation, biological process: potassium ion transmembrane transport; action potential; protein homooligomerization. Lineage: Eukaryota; Metazoa; Chordata; Mammalia; Rodentia; Bathyergidae. The record is from RefSeq and is a predicted model, not a curated record. Gene Ontology annotation, cellular component: dendrite; membrane; voltage-gated potassium channel complex.
CAGAGAGGGAGGCGCCCGUGAGGUGUGGGAGGUGCGCGCCCGGCCGCGCCCUGAGCUCCGGGGCUACCUCCGGCGGAAGGCUGAGCUCCAGCGCCGCGAGGCCGAGUCCGGGGGUCCCCUCAGGUGCCUGCCAGCUACACUGCCCGUCACCCCACCAGGCCGCCCACCUCGAAAGCUGCGAGCGCCGAGAAGGAGGCGGAAGAGGAGGAGGAGGAGGAGCAGAGAAAGAGGAGGCGCCGACCGCCUCUCCUGGGCGCGCGAGGUGCGGCCGAAGGCUGGGGUGACCGCGGGCGAGUGUGCGCGCGGGGUCGGAGAGCCGCGGGGCGGGGGACGGCGCCCGUGAGCGCCCCGCCUCGCCUCCGGCGCGCAGCCUCUCGCGGCUCCUCACAGACACACACACCCACCGGGCACCACCGCCGCCCCCGCCCGCUGCGGCCGCCGCGCCUCGGGCUGCCGAGCAAGCGGCAACUCCCGGGCCAGCGAGGCGCGCCUUUCCGGCUCCUUCGGCGCGGCGAGCUCAGCCCCGCUCGAUUUUUCCUGCUCUCUUCCAACGCUCUCCUGUCUGAGUGACGGCGGCGGCAGGGAGAUGGGGGCCCCGCGCGGGGAAGGGGGUGAAGAUCGAUGAAGAUUAUUGUUCUUUUAGAGGAUGCCUUAGCUUCUUCCCGCCGCCUCUCCUUUGAGCUUUGCUCCUAGAGACUGUGCACCAGAGUCAGGGAUGUAAGGAGAGGGGGAAAAACAAACGCCAGGAGCUCCAGCCAGCCUGGGAGACCCUCCUCUCGGUGGAGGGGAGGGGGAUUUCCAGCGACAGAUCAUUGGCGAAGGGACCGUCGCAGGGAGAGCAGCCUUGGAGGGAGCGGGGAAUCCCACAUCCCUUUGUGGCACCCGAGCCAGUGCCGCCGCUGAGCGGGGUCUCUGGGAGCUAGGGGUCAGUGGACAUGCCUGCCUCAGAGAAAUACGGCUACAGCUGACCACGUUAUUUUAAGGGCCCUGGCUCUGCAGCUUCGUCCAGUUCAAAAUGGCAGAAAAGGCUCCCCCGGGUUUAAAUAGAAAGACUUCAAGGUCAACACUUUCCCUCCCUCCAGAACCUGUGGACAUUAUCAGAAGCAAGACGUGCUCCCGGAGAGUGAAGAUCAAUGUGGGGGGCCUCAACCACGAAGUGCUGUGGAGAACGCUGGACAGGCUGCCCAGGACACGCUUGGGGAAGCUGCGGGACUGCAACACGCACGAGAGCCUCCUGGAGGUGUGCGAUGACUAUAACCUCAGUGAGAACGAAUACUUCUUUGAUCGACAUCCUGGAGCCUUCACGUCCAUUUUAAAUUUCUACCGGACAGGGAAGCUGCACAUGAUGGAAGAAAUGUGUGCGCUCUCUUUUGGCCAAGAGCUUGAUUAUUGGGGGAUUGAUGAGAUCUACUUAGAGUCCUGCUGCCAAGCCAGAUACCAUCAGAAGAAAGAACAGAUGAAUGAAGAACUGAGGCGAGAGGCAGAGACCAUGCGCGAGCGAGAGGGAGAAGAGUUUGAUAAUACCUGCUGCCCCGAGAAACGGAAGAAACUUUGGGACUUGCUGGAGAAACCCAACUCAUCAGUGGCCGCAAAGAUCUUGGCCAUCGUGUCUAUUCUGUUCAUCGUACUUUCCACCAUUGCUUUGUCUCUCAACACCCUCCCAGAGCUGCAGGAAAUGGAUGAAUUUGGACAGCCCAAUGACAACCCCCAACUAGCACAUGUGGAAGCUGUGUGUAUUGCUUGGUUUACCAUGGAGUACCUUCUACGGUUCCUAUCCUCACCAAAUAAAUGGAAGUUCUUUAAAGGGCCACUAAAUGUCAUUGACUUGCUGGCCAUCUUACCAUACUAUGUCACCAUUUUCCUCACAGAGUCCAACAAGAGUGUUCUGCAGUUUCAAAAUGUGAGACGUGUGGUCCAGAUUUUCCGGAUCAUGCGCAUCCUCAGGAUCCUGAAACUCGCAAGACAUUCGACAGGCCUGCAGUCUUUGGGGUUCACCCUCAGGCGGAGUUACAAUGAAUUGGGCCUAUUGAUAUUGUUUCUGGCCAUGGGGAUAAUGAUAUUUUCCAGCUUGGUAUUUUUUGCUGAGAAGGAUGAAGAUGCUACCAAGUUUACCAGUAUCCCUGCAUCAUUUUGGUGGGCCACCAUCACCAUGACCACUGUGGGCUACGGUGACAUUUACCCUAAAACAUUGUUAGGGAAAAUUGUAGGAGGCCUCUGCUGUAUUGCUGGGGUUCUGGUAAUUGCCCUUCCUAUCCCAAUAAUUGUGAACAAUUUUUCUGAGUUUUACAAGGAGCAGAAACGCCAGGAGAAGGCAAUUAAAAGGAGAGAGGCUCUUGAGCGGGCCAAAAGGAAUGGAAGCAUUGUUUCUAUGAACUUAAAAGAUGCUUUUGCUCGAAGUAUGGAACUGAUCGACGUGGCUGUCGAGAAGGCUGGAGAGUCAGCCAAUACAAAGGACUCGAAUGAUGAUAAUCACCUGUCACCAAGCCGGUGGAAGUGGGCCAGGAAGGCUCUGUCGGAAACAAGCUCCAACAAGUCUUACGAAAAUAAGUACCAGGAGGUUAGCCAAAAAGACUCCCACGAGCAGCUGAACAACACUUCUUCCUCCAGCCCACAGCACCUGAGUGCCCAGAAACUGGAGAUGCUGUAUAAUGAAAUCACCAAGACACAGCCUCAUUCUCACCUGAAACUGGACUGCCAAGAACAGCCUGAGAGGCCAUCUGUGUAUGAAGAAGAGAUAGAAAUGGAAGAAGUAGUCUGCCCACAGGAGCAGCUGGCCGUGGCACAGACAGAGGUCAUUGUGGACAUGAAAAGCACCUCUAGCAUAGACAGCUUCACCAGCUGUGCCACAGACUUCACAGAGACAGAGCGAUCACCCCUGCCACCACCCUCUGCAUCCCACUUGCAGAUGAAGUUCCCCACUGACUUCCCAGGGACAGAAGAGCACCAAAGAGCCAGGGCCCCUCCAUUUCUUACACUAAGCAGAGAGAAAGGGCGGGAUGCCAGGGAUGCCACUCUAGAAUAUUCCCCAGUAGACAUAACUGUGAACCUUGAUGCCAGUGGUACCCAAUGUGGGCUACAUGGUCCUUUGCAGUCUGACAGUGCCACUGACAGCCCUAAGAGCUCGCUGAAAGGGAGCAACCCACUAAAGUCCAGAUCCCUCAAAGUAAACUUUCAGGAAAACAGAGGCAGUGCACCCCAGACCCCACCCAGCACAGCCAGGCCACUGCCAGUAACAACGGCUGACUUUUCUCUCACCACUCCGCAGCACAUCAGUACCAUCCUCCUGGAAGAAACUUUCCCCCAUGGAGAUAGACCCUUGCUGGGCACUGAAGUUUCAGCACACUGCCAGGGACCUUCCAAAGGGCUGUCCCCUCGGUUUCCCAAGCAGAAACUGUUCACUUUCUCUUCAAGAGAGAGGAGGAGCUUCACUGAAAUAGAUACUGGUGAAGAUGAAGACUUCUUGGAGCUCCAAGGGGCAAGGCCAGACAAGCAGGCGGACUCCAGCCCUAACUGCUUUGCAGAUAAACCCAGUGAAGUGAGAGACCCUUUAAGAGAAGAGGGCUGUGUGGGCUCUUCCUCCCCCCAGAAUACAGGUCACAAUUGUAGACAAGACAUUUACCAUGCUGUGGGUGAAGUCAAAAAGGACAGUAGUCAAGAAGGGUGCCAGAUGGAAAACCACUUGUUUGCUCCAGAAAUUCAUUCCAACCCAGGAGACACAGGUUAUUGUCCUACACGUGAAACCAGCAUGUGACUAGUUACAAAAGCAAUAAUAAUAAUAAUAAAACUUGUUUCUUAAAAUGUGAUCAAUAAUGCCUGUGAACUAAAACAUGGGAAGCCCCUCCCCCCACAAAAAAAUGCAUAAAAUGUUAUUUUUGCAUGGCAUGAACAGUUUAGUUUAAGUACUGUUUAAAUAAACAGUCAAGACUGCAUUUUGUAACAAACAAAAACAACUGAAGAACAGUGAACCAAUAAAGAGAGCUCUAUUAGGAACCAGUGCUCUGCAAUGUCUGACAUUUUUGAUCCUUUCAUUUCAAGUUGUAGGCAGAUCUUCAAGUUUUAGCGUUUCUAUUGCAAUGAAUUUUAGAAUUUGCACAUGAAAGGAUGAAAUGUCAUUGCAUGCAUUUAUAAUUAUGAGGAGUAAGGUGCUUUUGAGCUUGCAAAAUGCAUAACUGUAAAUAAUGGGACCUGGAUGGAAAAGUGUCAAGAACGUGUGGAAACAAGUUUCUGAGACACAGGUAUAUCCUUCACAGCUACUGCCUGGAGGAGCUGUACAGACUUCUUGUUGCAAAAUUGCAACUUCUUCUUAAAACAUCUCACAUAUUUUGCUCUGGGUUAUAAAGCUCUUAUAA